This is a messenger RNA of Phyllostomus discolor (pale spear-nosed bat), 1059 nucleotides long. RefSeq names its product spermatid-specific linker histone H1-like protein. Gene Ontology annotation, cellular component: nucleosome. Gene Ontology annotation, molecular function: DNA binding. Gene Ontology annotation, biological process: nucleosome assembly. NCBI's taxonomy places the organism in Eukaryota, Metazoa, Chordata, Mammalia, Chiroptera, Phyllostomidae. The coding region runs from base 216 to 746 and encodes 176 amino acids. The record is from RefSeq and is a predicted model, not a curated record. The transcript has a single exon.
GAGGCACAAGUCUGCUGAGGCCAGCCGUGGGUGCUCACCCUUGGCCCUCCUCCUGGCCACUCAGAGGAAGGCUUGAGCCGGAGCCCUAGGAGGAAGCCUGUGAGGGCGACAGAGACCGGGACGCAUCCCACCCACAGAGGAGCCAGCGAUUGCAGAACCCAGCCGCCAUCCUGGAGGUCCUCACACCCAGUCCCCUUCAGCCCCCCGAGGAAGGGAUGCAGAAAGACACUCUGAUGCCACCCUCCUCUGCACCCUCGGCCUCCAACAGCGCCCUCAGCGCAGGCCAGCAGGCCGAUGUGUCGGGAGUCCCUAGCAAGAGCCAGACCGGGUGCCGCGCCGCCUGCCCCAAAGCCUGCAGAAAGCCCAGCAUAUGCACGGUGAUCCUGGAGGUUAUGGCGGACAAGGGGGGACGCAGCCGCGUGUCCCUGACCACCCUCAAGAAGGCUCUCAUCACCACGGGCUACAACAUGACCCGCAACGCCUGGCGCUUCAAGAAAGUGCUCAAGAGGCUGGUGGACAAGGGCAUACUCAAGCGGGUGUCCAGCAAGGGGACCUCAGGCUCCUUCCGCAUGAACAAGAAGCAGGCCUCCAAGUUCAAGCUCGAGGCCAAAGGACGGGGACAGCAGAAGCAGUGCCGGUCUAGGCAGCGCGGGUCUGGGCAGCGGAGGUUUCUACUGAGCUCCAAACAAGGACGCAGGCGGCUAAUCAAGGGGGCUCGCAGGGCGGCCAAAUGCCGCCGCAAUUAAGGAGGCAGGCCCAGGAAAACUCGCAGAGGGGCCAGGCCCACCGCAGGCUCAGAGCAGUGGCAAUAAAAGGAGCCUGACUUAUUUAAUUCCUGUCUCCUGGAGUCUUUUUGGAGUUCGAGGGGGUGGGGAAGGAAGAGUGCUGGGGCAGGGAUGGGGGUGAGGCCAUGGGUAGGGGAAACCUGGGCAAAUUAAAGGCAAAUUAAGGGCGAGAUGGACUUAGGAAGGGCUUCGUGAAUGGGAAACACCCAGAGGUAUGAGCGGGUCUCACCACACCACAGGCACAGCAACCAAGGCCAGAAAGGGUCACAGUAAG